AUGGACAGAAUAACAAAGUUGCCUGAGCACAUCAUAUAUCACAUCAUAUGUCGGGUUGGCCGUUACAACCUAAAAGAGGCAGCUCGAACUUGUGUCUUGUCCAAGACAUGGAAUUGCCUUUGGACUUUGAGACCUGACCUGAUGUUCAAUCAGUGCAGCCACAACAGUUUCAGGUCGUUGGAGAAAUUUGUCAAAUUCGUCGACGAUUCCCUUGAGCCUUAUGUCAAGGAAAACCUAAGCAUCAAUUCAUUCAUCCUUCGACAGCUUCGUCAUCCAGAAUUGGCUUGGCAUUUAGAUCGAUGGAUGAACGUGGCAAUUAAACAUAAUGUCAGAGAGCUUGAAAUUAACUCAGGGGCGCUCUACUAUAACGUUCCUGAUACUAUUUAUGCAGGGGUGCCUUUGUACAAGCAACAGAAGAAACGUGAAGUGGAACUGCUGCCUUGCAAAAUUGAUAUUAUAGAUGGUUAUAAGACACUCGAAAUUCUCAGCUUGGAAGCUAGCAUCAUGACGGAUCAACAGUUUGAACAUCAAUGCUCUAAGUUGUCAUCCCUUAAGGAAUUGGAAUUAAGGAGAUAUUAUUGUUUAACCAAAAAUAGGGAUUUCGGUCAAAGCUUAUGCUAG
Messenger RNA from Nicotiana tabacum (common tobacco), 621 nucleotides. Lineage: Eukaryota; Viridiplantae; Streptophyta; Magnoliopsida; Solanales; Solanaceae. The record is from RefSeq and is a predicted model, not a curated record.